Messenger RNA from Xenopus tropicalis (tropical clawed frog), 1721 nucleotides. RefSeq names its product solute carrier family 35 member F3 (gene slc35f3). The transcript is spliced from 7 exons. The record is from RefSeq and is a predicted model, not a curated record. Gene Ontology annotation, cellular component: membrane. Bases 110 to 1480 code for a protein of 456 amino acids. Lineage: Eukaryota; Metazoa; Chordata; Amphibia; Anura; Pipidae.
UAGCAUUAAAAACCUUCUAGUGUAAGGGAGGGGGCGGGAAAGCCUGCAGCAGCCAACAUCAAAAUGUAGGUGACUAGCUGUAUAGCUCCUGUGAGUCCACAGUAUCACAAUGAAGAAACAUUCUGCACGAGUGGCCCCUCUCAGCGCUUGUAACAGUCCGGUUCUUACCCUCACCAGAGUGGAAGGUAAUUCUUGUAUCCGCAGCAACUGCGAAAAUGGGAAGGUGGGGACAAGAUUACCCUGUGGGACAUCUGCAGUCAGAUCAACAUCUAAUUCUUGGAUACUUGGGGGUGAUGAACUUGAAGAUCAUUCUCCAGCAUCUCCUGCUCCUACUGAAGCACAUUUACAGGCUGCCGUUGAAGCAAAUGGACCAUGUCAUCAGUGCUUUGUGAAAUAUUCAGUUACACAGAUAAAAAAGUGCUCUUGGGGGAUUGCCAUAAUCCUGUGUGUUUGCUCAUCUUGGUCAGGGUCAACACAACUUGCAAAAUCAACACUCAGCCGGUUUGAUGCACCAUUUACUCUUACAUGGUUUUCAACCAACUGGAAUUUUUUCUUCUUCCCUAUAUAUUAUGUUGGAUAUGUCCUAAAAUCUAAUGAAAAACAGUCUCCAAAGCAAAAAUACCAGGAAUGCUGCAGAUUUUUUGGAGACAAUGGACUGACAUUAAAGGCAUUUCUUACAAAGGCAGCUCCAUUCGGUGUUCUUUGGAUACUAACAAAUUAUCUUUAUUUACAUGCUAUAAAAAAAAUAAGCACAACUGAUGUUUCUGCCUUGUUCUGCUGCAAUAAAGCCUUUGUAUUUUUACUUUCCUGGAUUAUCCUGCGGGACAAGUUUAUGGGUGUUAGGAUUGUAGCUGCUAUUUUUGCUAUUGCAGGAAUUGUGAUGAUGACUUAUGCAGAUGGAUUUCACAGUCAUUCAGUCAUAGGAAUUGCAUUGGUGGUUGGAUCUGCAUCUAUGUCUGCACUUUACAAGGUGUUGUUUAAGCUUAUCCUAGGUGGUGCCAGUUUUGGUGAAGCAGCCUUAUUUUUAUCAGUUCUAGGCAUAUUUAAUGUUUUAUUUAUCACCUGCAUCCCUAUAAUUCUUUACUUCACAAAAGUGGAAUACUGGGGUUCUUUUGAAAAAAUUCCCUGGUGCAGCCUUUGUGGAUUCUCUUUUCUUCAACUAACAUUUAAUAUUUUGGUAAAUUUUGGAAUUGCUAUCACAUACCCUACUUUGAUAUCAUGUGGAAUUGUCCUGAGUGUACCUGUUAAUGCUGUUGUGGAUCAUUACACCAGUGAAAUUGUCUUCAACAGUGUCCGGGUUAUUGCCAUAGUUAUAAUUGGAUUAGGUUUUUUUUUACUCUUAUUACCAGAAGAUUGGGAUGUUUGGAUUAUAAAACUUCUCACACGUCUAAAAGUGAGGAAGAAAGAAGAAUCAUCUGAAGCAAAUGGAACUGUAGUUCAAUUCAGAUGCUACAGAACACGACCAUCGUUCACACAUUAAGAAUUAUAUUUUAUAUACUGUUUAAUAAGUGUAUUUAUUCAGUACAAAAGAAAAAUCACCACAUGUAAAUUUCUGUACAGAUUUUUUUAGCCAUAUGAGGCGUGUAAAAGAAUAUUAAGUACAUGUUUACAUUAACAUACUAUAUGAUUAGUUUUCAAAUAUAAAGGUCCACUUUUUAAGUAAAUGCAACAAGCUAUAUUUCAAAAUACUGUUAUCAAUGGAAGUACUGCAAUAAAGAACA